AUGCAGGUUUCACAUCUCGAGUAUGAUCCAUCGUCACCGGACGUAAUGAUGCAGUUCUACAAGCGCCUGUUCCCUUAUCGUCCAUUCUUUCACUGGCUCAAUCAUGAUCACACACCCUCAAAACUCUUCACAUAUCGAGAAUUCGCGUUCACACUGGCCGGCGAUGUCUACCUGCGAUACAACUCCUUCGCUAAUAUCGAAGACUUCGCCAGGGAACUUAGGCGUUUGAAUCCAAGUCGAUUUGAGGUCGGUGCAAUCUACAAUGCACGACCUCGAGACAAACGAACACUUCGCGCCGGUGCACUUCAGCCUCAGAUGCGCGAGCUUGUCUUCGAUAUUGAUAUGACCGACUACGACGCUAUCCGAACUUGUUGCAGUGGUAAAGGCAUCUGCAAGCGCUGCUGGGCUUUUAUCGCUGCUGCUGUAACUGUGUUGGACUCUGCCCUCCGCAAUCAAUUCGACUACCAUCAUCUAUUAUGGGUUUACUCGGGCCGCCGAGGAAUCCAUUGUUGGGUCAGCGACAAGAGCGCGCUGAGCUUAACGGACGAUCAACGCAAGGCCCUUGUAGGAUAUCUGGAGGUUAUCAAAGGCGGUGCCGAGAUGGUAAAGAAGGUCAAUGUACGACUUGGCGUGCAAGAGUUGGGCGGUUACUUCUCUCAAGUAAUCCUUGAGGACCAGAAAUGCUUCGACACAGAAGAGGGUCAGGAGACGCUCCUCUCCCUCGUCCCUGACAAGACUAUCGUUGGGAAGCUACGAAAGCUUUGGGCUGCGAGUCCGGAUCGCACAUCGAGCCAAAAGUUCAAGGAUCUCAAUGCGGAGAUCAGCCAAAUUGGCGACAGGAAGCAAGCACAGGCACUCAAACAAGCACAGGAGGACAUCAUGCUUCAGUACCUGUAUCCACGCAUUGACGCAGAGGUGUCGAAACAUCGGAACCACUUGCUCAAGGCGCCGUUCUGUAUUCAUCCGGCAACUGGUCGCGUCUGUGUCCCUGUCGACCCGGAGAAGGUAGACAAAUUCGAUCCCGAAGCAGUGCCCACAGUUGGUGGACUGCUCUAUGAGCUCAACUUGUCGCAGCAGCCGAAAGCAGAGGCAGGUGCUGACCCGUUAAGAGGAGACUGGGAUCGAACAAGUCUUAAACCGUAUGUACAAAUGCUGGAGAAGCAUUCACAAGCCCUUAUACGAGCGACGCGUGAAGAGAGACAAAAACGCAUGAAGGUUGAAGGCAUGUCAGACUGGUAA
Messenger RNA from Dacryopinax primogenitus, 1239 nucleotides. Its product is annotated as prim-pol domain-containing protein. Gene Ontology annotation, cellular component: alpha DNA polymerase:primase complex. The record is from RefSeq and is a predicted model, not a curated record. The coding region runs from base 1 to 1239 and encodes 412 amino acids. The transcript is spliced from 7 exons. Gene Ontology annotation, biological process: DNA replication, synthesis of primer. NCBI's taxonomy places the organism in Eukaryota, Fungi, Basidiomycota, Dacrymycetes, Dacrymycetales, Dacrymycetaceae.